Molecule: messenger RNA, 4756 nt
Organism: Chenopodium quinoa (quinoa)
Lineage: Eukaryota; Viridiplantae; Streptophyta; Magnoliopsida; Caryophyllales; Amaranthaceae
Product: ABC transporter B family member 9-like
Exons: 11
Coding region: 732-4571 (1279 amino acids)
Biological process (GO): transmembrane transport
Cellular component (GO): membrane
Molecular function (GO): ATP binding; ATP hydrolysis activity; ABC-type transporter activity
Source: RefSeq, a predicted model, not a curated record
UCUCGAAAAAUGCCUACUUUAUUUAUAUAAUAAUAUAUUAGAUUUGAAACGAAGGUAGUAUAUCACUAAAAUCCAACAUAGAAGUAGAUCAUCCAGAAAAUCUAUACACACCAUAAUACCAAAUAUACAUCUCCCCAAAAUCCAAAUACGCGUAUAUUUUACACGAUUUACUUGUAUCUAAUUUAUUGCUCCCUAUUAUUUAUAUAUAAAAAAAAAUCUUCUAGAAGGGCAAAAUAAUUAUAUAAUUCUUUUAUUUUUAUUUUUAAAAAUGAGUUGGAUUAAAAAAGAAAGCCAGAUUUGCGUGAUUUUCUUUAUCUUUUGCCUUAUUCUCUUCUAAUACCAUACUUAUAGGCAAUUUCAGCUGUUUUUACACAGCACACAUUCUGUUGCCUCUCUCUCCGAUUACUUCUCUCUGGUCGUUGUGUUGUGUUGUGUUGAACUCAUACAAAUUAUAUACCACAUUCCCAACAAAUAAACGCUACCCCACAUCACAGUAACCCGUAACCUGUAACCCAAAACAAAUUCUUGUAUCACGGUCUCAUUUCUCCAUCCGGAGAUACCCAAUUAUCAUCCCCUUUAAUCCUUCUCCAUCACGUCAACCUUUGUUUUUUUUUUUUUUUAUUUUUUUUUAUUAAAACCCCACUUCACUGAUUUUGCAUCAUAUUAAUUCUCCCUCAAGAAAAAUAAAAUUAGAAAUUUUAGAGAGAGAGAGAGAGAAAAUACAGAGAAAUAUGGGAGAUGAAGAACGAACUAGAAAUAGUAGUAAUGGUAAUAACAGAGAAGUUGAGCAAAAAGUUGCAUUCUAUAAACUGUUUAGUUUUGCUGAUAAAUGGGAUAUAAUAUUGAUGAUUGUUGGAAGUAUUUCCGCCAUUGCUAAUGGAGUUGCGCAGCCAUUGAUGACUCUUAUUUUGGGUCAGAUUAUUAAUUCUUUCGGUAGCACCGAUGCCGAACAUGUUGUUCAUGAAGUUUCUAAGGUAUCCUUGAGGUUUUUAUACCUGGCAAUAUAUACUGGCAUAGCUUGCUUCCUACAGGUAACAUGCUGGAUUGUAACUGGAGAAAGGCAAGCAGCAAAAAUUCGAGGCCUUUACCUGAAGACAAUUCUAAGGCAGGAUAUAGCUUUCUUUGAUACCGAAACAACUACAGGAGAAGUCAUCAGUAGGAUGUCAGGGGACACUGUACUCAUUCAGGAUGCCAUGGGCGAGAAAGUUGGCAAGUUUAUACAGUUAAUGGCAACGUUUGUUGGUGGGUUUGCCAUUGCCUUUAUAAAAGGUUGGCUUUUAGCCUUAGUUUUGCUAGCAUGCAUCCCAGCCCUUGUUAUAUCUGGUGCUACCAUGGCAAUGUUGAUGAUGAGAAUGUCAAGUCGAGCCCAAAUGGCCUACGCUGAGGCUGGAAAUGUUGUUGAGCAGACUGUUGGUGCUAUCAGAACAGUUGCAUCGUUUACAGGUGAAAAAGAUGCAAUAAAAAAAUAUGAUAACAAGCUUAUAAUUGCGUAUAAAGCUGCUGUUAAGCAAGGGUUAGCCUCAGGAUUAGGGCUUGGUGCCUUAAUUUUCAUAAUAUUGUCUACAUAUGCUCUUGCUGUCUGGUAUGGAGGGAAACUUAUCAUAGAAAAAAAUUACAAUGGUGGACAAGUCCUCAAUGUAAUUAUGGCCAUGAUGACUGGUGGAAUGUCACUAGGACAGACAUCUCCGUGUCUGAAUGCAUUUGCAGCAGGACAAGCAGCAGCAUACAAGAUGUUUGAGGCAAUACAUAGGUCACCAAAAAUAGAUGCCUCAAGCACUGAAGGCAUUGUAUUGGAAGAUAUCAGGGGUGAAAUUGAGCUAAAAAAUGUUGAUUUUCGGUACCCAGCAAGGCCUGAUGUGCUGAUUUUUUCCGGAUUUAAUUUGCAUAUUUCUAGUGGAACAACUGUUGCUCUAGUUGGACAAAGUGGGAGUGGAAAAUCUACAGUCGUUAGCCUCAUCGAGAGAUUCUAUGAUCCUGAUUCAGGUGAGGUUCUCAUUGAUGGUGUUAAUUUGAAGCAGCUUCAGUUAGCUUGGAUUAGACAGAAGAUUGGAUUAGUGAGUCAGGAACCUGUACUCUUUACUACCACUUUAAGAGAAAACAUAGCAUAUGGGAAGGAAGGUGCCACUGAUGCUGAAAUUAGGACUGCUAUUGAGCUUGCUAAUGCUGCCAAAUUUAUUGAUAAGCUUCCAAAGGGUUUGGACACUAUGGUUGGGGAGAGAGGAACCCAACUUUCUGGUGGUCAGAAGCAAAGAAUAGCCAUUGCACGAGCUAUUCUGAAAAACCCAAGAAUUCUCCUCCUAGACGAGGCUACUAGUGCCCUUGAUGCUGAAUCUGAACGCAUUGUACAAGAUGCACUUGACAGAAUUAUGUCAAAUAGGACUACUGUCAUUGUUGCACAUCGAUUGACUACCAUCAAGAAUGCUGGCACGAUAGCAGUCGUUCAUCAAGGGAAAAUCAUUGAGAAAGGUUCCCAUGAGGAGUUGAUCAAAGACCCCGAAGGGGGUUACUCGCAACUGGUGAGACUUCAAGAAGGGGCCAGAGAACAAGAAGCUGCCCUUAUGGAUCCUAGUAGUCUUGAGAUGAAUCAAAAUCUUGAAAGGACAAUGAGUAGAUCAGCAAGUCAAAGAUAUUCUAUAAGGAGAUCAAGAAGUAGAGGUUCCUCCAGUGGAAGGCAUUCCAUUUCCAUCAGCUUUAGUGUCCCUGGUCCUGUAAAUAUUCAAGAGACUAACGAAGGGAAUUUUUAUGGUGAUGGUGAUGACUACGAGAAAACAAAAAAACCCGAUGAAGAAGCAAAAAGGGAGAAGAGUAGGAGUGUUUCCAUGAGACGUUUGGCUUACUUAAAUAAGCCAGAAAUUCCAAUCUUGCUGCUUGGAAGCCUUGCUGCUUCAGUGCAUGGGAUUAUCUUUCCUAUUUUUGGAUACCUUAUUUCCUCAGUCAUCAAAAUAUUCUAUGAAUCAGCUCAUUUGCUUCGCAAGGAUUCAAGAAAAUGGGCACUUAUUUACAUGUCUUUAGGUAUUGCUAGUUUUAUAGCAAUACCUUUUCAGAAUUUAUGUUUCGCAAUUGCAGGAGGUAAAUUGAUUCGAAGGAUCCGUUUCAUGACCUUUGAAAAGGUUGUUCACCAAGAAAUUAAAUGGUUUGAUGAUCCUGCAAAUUCAAGUGGAGCACUGGGCGCAAGGUUGGCAACAGAUGCAGCAAAUGUUAGGAGCCUUGUAGGGGAUCAGUUGGCCUUAGUUAUGCAGAAUAUAGCAACAGUGGUCGCUGGUUUAGUAAUAGCUUUCACAGCUAAUUGGAUUCUAGCUCUCAUUAUUCUAGCUGUGGCACCCCUUAUGUUUCUUCAGGGGUACCUUCAAGCAAAAUUCAUGAAGGGAUUUAGUGCAGAUGCUAAGAUAAUGUAUGAAGAUGCAAGUCAGGUUGCAAAUGAUGCAGUUGGGAGCAUCAGAACAGUUGCAUCCUUCUGUGCAGAGAAAAAGGUGAUGGAUUUGUAUCAGAAGAAAUGUGAGGCUCCAGUAAAACAUGGUGUUCGUUUAGGGCUCAUUAGUGGUUUAGGAUUUGGUUUCUCUUUCCUUGCCCUUUAUUGCACAAAUGCAUUCUGCUUUUACAUCGGGGCAAUCCUUAUUCAUCAUGGUAAAGCUACAUUUGCAGAAGUUUUCAAGGUUUUCUUUGCAUUAACAAUCUCAGCGGUCGGUUUAUCCCAAAGCAGCAGCAUGGCUAUGGACAGGAACAAAGCCAAGGACUCUGCUGUCUCGAUCUUUAAGAUUAUUGAUAGUAAGCCUAGCAUUGACUCAAGCAGCGAAGCUGGGAUAACACAAGAAACUGUCAAGGGUGAUAUCGAGUUCAGUCAUGUUAGCUUCAGAUAUCCAACUCGGCCAGAUAUCCAAAUAUUCAGUGACUUGAGUUUGUUUAUUCCAUCUACAAAGACUGUUGCACUUGUGGGAGAAAGUGGAAGUGGGAAAUCGACAGUGAUCAGCAUGAUUGAGAGGUUCUAUGAACCAGACAAAGGUCGAGUGUUCCUAGACGGGGUAGAGAUUCAGAAGUUCAAAUUAAGUUGGCUAAGACAACAGAUGGGGUUAGUGAGUCAAGAGCCAGUACUCUUCAAUGAGAGCAUCCGUGCCAACAUAGCCUACGGAAAGGAAGGAGGUGCCAAUGAGAAUGAGAUCAUUGAAGCUGCAAAAGCCGCCAAUGCACACAACUUCAUCUCAGGAUUGCCACAAGGUUAUGACACCUCAGUGGGAGAAAGAGGGGUGCAGUUGUCAGGGGGGCAGAAGCAAAGGAUAGCCAUUGCACGGGCGAUUCUAAAGAAUCCUAAGAUUCUGUUGCUUGAUGAAGCCACUAGUGCUCUAGACGCUGAGUCUGAACGCAUCGUGCAAGAUGCUUUAGAUAGUGUAAUGGUGCAUCGGACAACUGUGGUUGUCGCUCAUCGGUUAGUCACAGUCAAGAAUGCUGAUAUAAUAGCUGUAGUCAAGAAUGGGGUGAUUGCUGAAAAGGGUAAACAUGAUGAGCUCAUGAAAAUACCUGAAGGUGCUUAUGCUUCACUAGUUGCUCUUCAUGCUAGUGCUGCUUCAACCUUAUAGAGUUUAGUUAGGAUGCUAAUCCUGCAAAGUUUAUGUAAACAUUAGAAAACAUAGAAAAUGUGUUGGUGGUUAACCUUGAUUCAAAAUUUGUCUUUCCUGUAAAUUUUUUUUCCACUCUUUAAUCCUAAUUCCUGAUACAUACAGAGAAAUAUUUCAUUCGCCUUUCAUAGGCAAGCUUGGAAAUA